This is a messenger RNA of Penaeus monodon (black tiger shrimp), 2659 nucleotides long. Its product is annotated as glutamate receptor ionotropic, delta-1-like. The coding region runs from base 343 to 2622 and encodes 759 amino acids. Gene Ontology annotation, molecular function: ligand-gated monoatomic ion channel activity. Gene Ontology annotation, cellular component: membrane. Lineage: Eukaryota; Metazoa; Arthropoda; Malacostraca; Decapoda; Penaeidae. The record is from RefSeq and is a predicted model, not a curated record. The transcript has 9 exons.
CAUUAUCAUUCGCUCAUAUUUAGAGAAAAAAAAAUCUUGCCAUACUUAUAACUAUACCUAUAACGCAAUUCCCUGAUGAAUAACAGAAUAAAAUAAAAGAGUUGUUAGACAAAAGAGAAAAGAAAACGAUGUAUAAUUAAACCACGACCCUCGCCAUGUUUACGGUCCGUCUCCGCCUGGACUCUUCAAAUCCACUGAAAUAUUUACAGCGUUUAUUAAAACCAAAGAAGCUCCAACCAUCACAAAUGCAUACAUAUUCCGUUCGAGCAUCCACACAUAUAACAAGUUUAUUUACUUGAAUGUCUCAGUUAUACCCUACACGUUGGACUAGACGGACCUGGCAUGAAGGGCAUUCAAUAUCGGCUGUUUUUUGCGGCGGUGGUGACGGUGAACGGAACAGCCUGUGGAGUGUCCCUUGGCCAUGCCGAUAACAGAGGAGCGUGGACAGCAACCAACAUCCAGCAACAGCAACUCAUAAGGUCGCUGGCUGUCUUCACCAGCAUCGCCUUCCACGACGCCUCCUCCCUUCUCCUAUUCCACGACCGGUCUGCCGCCGCCCAUCAGUUCCUCGACCACAUUGCAUCCACCCACACGCCCACGCUCACGCCCAUCGUCCUAGGCGACCUCGGGACACCUCGGGAAAUGAGAGAGAGAUUUCAAAGCUAUUACAAGGAAGAUCACAACGUCGAAGAAGGAAUUACAAUGUUGCUCUUUAGUCACUGCGAAGUCGCGAGGGAUUUUCUAAGACAAGGGAGCUCUCUUUGGAUUAAAGGAUCGCUCUUAUUAAUCAACCUCGACUGCGAAGUGGAUGCCAGAGAUCUUUUGCCGGAAGUCCAAGGAUUAGCUUCCUCGGCACUCCUUCAGGCAGGCCAAAGGAACCCCGGGGGAGGCAGCUUGAACGUCACUGCAUCGGGUCAGGAAAAGCUUUGCGGUCACCGCUUCGGAAUCACCACGUUUAUGCCGUACGACCCACCAGACGAGGCCUUCCGCACGCAGUGGUUCGGUCCGCAGUCGGCCGUUUCUCGCGGUGACCUGCUGAGGGAACGCUUCAGCAAUUUCCAAGGGCACCGUCUCAGUCUGGCUGCCCUGACUGAUGACUUCCCUCUUGUAUUCCACGCUGAUGCUUCGAAAACAACGAUGACUGGCCUGGCUGUAACGAUGCUCCAAGAAAUCGCCGGAGUUCUGAACCUGACCUUCUCCCUCGAGGCUGCGACGGCCCAUAGCAUCACCAGCGGGUCUUGGGGUGGCGUCGCGAGGAAGAUGAAGGCCCACAGGAGGGACCUGAUCAUCAACGGCCUCCCUCUGGCUUGGGAUCUCGCCCACGCCCUGGACACCUCGGUGCCCGUCCUGCGAACGUCCUAUGGGAUUGGACUCAAGACAUCUGUGCCUCUCAAGCGUUGGGAGCGAAUAAUGUACCCCUUCAGAGGGUGGGUUUGGGUGGGGCUCGGCUGCACCCUCAUUCCCCUCGCUCUGGUCUUCCAUGUCAUCGUUAAGAACACCGGACGCACCGUCUACACACACCGGGCCGACGUGCUAUCCACCGUCCUGUGGCUGAGUCGCACGCUCGUCAACCAGUCAGUGGCUCAAAUCCCCAAUGUCCCUGGCAGCAGGAUUCUCCUCUAUUUCUGGUGGAUGACUGCCCUCGUGAUCACCGCGUCCUACAUGGGAAACCUCAUCGCCUUCCUAACGGUCGCUGUGCAACCCACCACGGCGAAGACCUUGAAGGAGACGAUGAAGUUCGAUUUUCCCGUCUACGCCAGGCGACAGGACUCCCUAAUAGCCGACCUGCUGACAGCCUCUCAGGACCCCGUUUAUCAAGAGCUUCGGGAACGGCUGAUCUUCUACGAUCAUUUCCCCGACAUCUACUCCGUUCUGAAGGAGAGCAAAGGAAUGUUCCUGGCCAGCACUAGCUACCUCGAAUACCAGAUUAUGGGAUGGGGUGACCAUGACCUCCAUAUCCUCGAGGAAAAAAUAUUUCCGACUUACAGUGUCUGGGCUUUCCAGAAAGGGACGGUGUGGAGGUACCAGUUCGAUAAGUACUUGAACAUGAUGGCGGACACGGGACUUCUGGAUAAGUGGCAGAGGGACUUCCUGACAACCUUCCGCGUCGCCAAAAGAUACUUCAAAGAGAAAACCGACAAACGCAAAAUCAUUCUCCGCCCCUUGAAUCUCCAUGAUCUCGAGGGCGCCUUCAUCAUCUUCAUCUUCGGCUAUUUGUUUUCCCUUCUCGUCCUCGCUCUGGAAAAUCGUCACUCGUUGAAACAUUACCUGAAGAAAGCCAAAGAAAACGUGUUUUGGGCGCUGUGGAGGCUGAAGACAAACAUCAUCGCGAACAUCCAAAGGCGACGUCGGUUAUGCAGGAAAAACAACAACAGGAAAAGGGGAAAAUCAGAUAAGCCACGUGAGUUCUUUGAGGAAAAGCUACAUGAAGAUAUUGAAGCCUUGAGGAAAAUCUUACAGAUGCACCAACCAAAGGGUGGCAUUGGUGGGACAAACACGAGGGACCAAGAAAGGGCUCUGCUUCUCAGUCGCCAGUCAACGAGUACGUCUUUGAUUGUGCCGCAAGAAAGGAAUGCUGAAGCAGAACUGGUACAGUGUUCAAGUGUCGUGGAAAUUGAGUGAAUAUUAUCUGGUUUAUGUAUGCACGCACUGACACGUA